AUGUACUUGAUCUGCCUCGUCUCACAGAACGACCCCAUCAAACGCUCCACCAGCCCACUCCCGCCGGUGUGGAAGAAUGAGGAUGGCCAAGCCGAAACUCUCAAGUCAGUAUGGGCCGAUGCAUCAGGACAGCAGAUCAGUGACGUCGAAGCCGAGCGUCGUCAGCGCGAGAAAGAGCAGCGCGAGCAGAAGCAAGCACCUGGAGGUUGCUGUGGUACCAAGUCGAAGGAGACAAAGUCUGGCCCAAGUGGCUGCCGCCAUCUCGAAAACAUCAAGCAAGAACAGAUCACCGACAUUCCCGCCUUCACAGAUGUCCCCGAAGCCGAGAAACGCCGACAGUACAACGCCUCACAAUUGAGCUUCAUGUCAAGUCAGAACUACUACAUGCCCUCGUCAUCCGCCCAAACUGGCCCCAUUUAUGCGCCGGCUGCACCUAUGGAGAGUUGUACAGGAGGUUCGGCAAGUUUUCGCUUGACCAUGAACAAGCCAAAUCCAGCAAACAUUCAUCAGUUCUUCCCACAGGCAACCACUGGCGACGUCAUGAUGAGCUACCCGAUAGAGCAAAACGCGUGGCCAGAAUCACCAAAUUUCGAUCAACCACUCGAUGCUUUCCAGCCUGGUCCUUCCCCACCGUCGCUGCCCGACCUUCCGGAAAACGCAGGUUUCGACGUGCCUCCUCUUGAUCCGAAUAUGAACUGGAUGGCACAACACCCCAAUUGGGAGAUGCACCUCGGAACCGGCCACGUCGAUCAGAUAUUUCAAUCCGAUCCUUCGUCGUUGCAGAUUGCCACACCCAACCAUUUUGGCAUGCAAUCGACUCAAGCACCCAUGCACUACAAUACUUUCACGCCGAGUGCGCAACACUCGAUACCGCCUUCAAACGAUAGCAUGUAUGCGAGUGCGCCAUCAAAUUUCGGUCACACGCCAAACCCACCUUCGAUGUUCUCCCCAGACUUCAGUCAGGCCAUGCAUUCGGAUUACCAACGACAGCCAUCGAUCAGUACAGGGAUGGCCACUCCAGGAACAACAGCCGAUACACCGUCAAGGGGUAGUGUGGCUUAUUCGCCAAACCCCAUGCCUAUCUUCCCUCCCAAACUUAGCCAUUCCGAGCACUCCUCUUGGAGCCGACGACGGCCAACAAUGAGCACAGCUAUGCCACACUCGGUAGCGACAAAUUCGAUGCUGUCAAGGGGCGGUGGGAGUUGUUGUGGGGGUCCGUCAAAUGAUAUAAACGGUACAUUCUUCCCAAGCAUGCCCUUAUCGCCUACGAUUCCACCAGAUGGGUCCGUGUACCCAGGUUCGGUUUUUGGGCUGUAG
Messenger RNA from Cyphellophora attinorum, 1317 nucleotides. RefSeq lists its product as uncharacterized. The record is from RefSeq and is a predicted model, not a curated record. The transcript is spliced from 2 exons. The coding region runs from base 1 to 1317 and encodes 438 amino acids. NCBI's taxonomy places the organism in Eukaryota, Fungi, Ascomycota, Eurotiomycetes, Chaetothyriales, Cyphellophoraceae.